Molecule: messenger RNA, 2642 nt
Organism: Saimiri boliviensis boliviensis (Bolivian squirrel monkey)
Lineage: Eukaryota; Metazoa; Chordata; Mammalia; Primates; Cebidae
Gene: INSIG2
Product: insulin induced gene 2
Biological process (GO): SREBP-SCAP complex retention in endoplasmic reticulum; cellular response to insulin stimulus; SREBP signaling pathway
Cellular component (GO): SREBP-SCAP-Insig complex; endoplasmic reticulum
Source: RefSeq, a predicted model, not a curated record
CUGCGCGUGGCCGCGUUAGCUGCACAAGCGCAGUGGAGCUCGGGCGGAGUUGUGGGAGUGGAGGAGGAAGAGGCGGUGGGGGGUACGGGGGCUGGUCCCAGAAGAUGGCGGAGGCGGGGGAUUUCUGGUAGGUCCUACUUUAGGACAAGAUGUGGUGGUACUGUUGAAACGUCAGUCUUUGAUUCACAGACAGUUGAGCUUUUCAGCUGGGAAGCCUUUCUUUUUUUCCUUUUUUUUUUUUUUAACGGCUUACUGAACCUAUGAAACCAUGGCGGAAGGAGAGACAGAGUCACCUGGUCCCAAAAAGUGUGGCCCGUAUAUCUCAUCUGUCACUAGCCAGAGUGUAAACUUGAUGAUUCGAGGAGUAGUGCUAUUUUUUAUUGGAGUAUUUCUUGCAUUAGUGUUAAAUUUACUUCAGAUUCAGAGAAAUGUGACGCUCUUUCCACCUGAUGUGAUUGCAAGCAUCUUUUCUUCUGCAUGGUGGGUACCACCCUGCUGUGGCACAGCUUCAGCUGUGAUUGGGUUAUUAUACCCCUGCAUUGACAGACAUCUAGGAGAACCACAUAAAUUUAAAAGAGAGUGGUCCAGUGUAAUGCGGUGUGUAGCAGUCUUUGUUGGUAUAAAUCAUGCCAGUGCUAAAGUGGAUUUUGAUAACAACAUACAGCUGUCUCUCACACUGGCUGCACUAUCCAUUGGACUGUGGUGGACUUUUGAUAGAUCUAGAAGUGGUUUUGGCCUUGGAGUAGGAAUCGCUUUCUUGGCAACCGUGGUCACUCAAUUGCUAGUAUAUAAUGGUGUUUAUCAAUAUACAUCUCCAGAUUUCCUCUAUGUUCGUUCUUGGUUACCAUGUAUAUUUUUUGCUGGAGGCAUAACAAUGGGAAACAUUGGUCGACAACUGGCAAUGUAUGAGUGUAAAGUUAUCGCAGAAAAAUCUCAUCAGGAAUGAAGAAGGCAAAAAAAUAUCUUUUGUACAGAAAAACAAGAUGACAAGGAUGUGAAAUGGUAGAUAUACCAACAAAACUUCAGACUGUAAAAUUGCCAGGAUGCAGUUUUUCCCUUGAUGGAUGUGUGUGUAUGUAUGGGUAAAUAUACGUGUAUACACACACAUAUUACUGCAAUCUGUGAUUGCUUCAUCUGUAAAUCAGUUACAAACCUUUAUGUAUUUGACUUAAAUAACUGUAAGAUAUAUAUGUACUACAUUAAAAAGUGUUGAUUAAUAGGUGAAAUUUUUAAAUUAAUUUUUUAAACAUGCCAUACAUUGUAUCACAAUGUUAACGUGCCAAAAUACUGUUCCUGUCAUGCAGAGUUUAAGAAUGCUUUGAAAAUUUGUAAACUUAGUGAAAUAAAAUAAGAGGAAAGCCAAAAACAAACAAAAAGCAUAUGGGAAGCUGGUAUUUUCUCUUUAGCUUACUGUUGUGCCUUUAUAUUAUUCUAAUCACAGCAGUAUGAGGUAUGAGUGCCCUAAUAUGUGGUUAGUUUCUAUUUUAAUGUUUCAUAGAGUUUGGAGAGCUUUGAUACAGGGUGAAAAUGAACUUCUGGUUUCAAACCUGCAUUACUGGAAACAGCCCAAAGAGUAAUUUUCUGUUUUGAUGGAUUUUACUGGAAGUACGUGUGAUGAGCAGAAGAGAUUAUCAGCAUUAAAUUGUUUUGGUUCUAUAUUUGGAGCACUAUAUAAUUAAAAAGUAAGCACCAUUAGAGUAUUUAAUUAGAAUAAAUAUAUGUUUUGGAAAUACAGUGACCUCUUGCAGUGCCACAAAAGUGCAAAGUGAUAUUAGCUGUCAUUUGCAAUACAGAAUCUCAUUGCUUUUGCACAUGAAGCAUGUAGGAAACUCCAAACAGAUCAAAAUGAAGUUUCUAAUUCUGUUGGGUUCUGUCAUCUAUUGGGUUCUAUGAAGCAAACCACUUUAGCUUUCACUGGGUUCAGUCAUAUGACUCAUUGUUAGUGGAAUGCCUAGUUUUUCAUCUUAUAUGCAGACUGGGAAGUGGAUGGGGUACACAAUUUCUUAUUCAUAUGUCCAUUAGUGAACAGUUCAAGUCUGUUUAAGAAUGUAUUGAGAUGGCAUCCUCUGCAUAUUAAAGAUCUUUAUGGCACCUAGCAACACUUAAAUAUGGUUUAAACAUAUUCUUAGCUAAUUUUUUCCAUCAGUUUUUGAAAUUGAUGGCAGUUGUCUGAUCCACAAGGGCAAGAUCUUUUGAGUACUCUGGGAUUUGUGUAUGUGUGCACACUUGUGCGUGUCAGAGUGAGUGUGUGAGAGAAUGUGUCUGUGCAUGUGCCCAUGCCUUCCUAGACUGUUGAAUAGAUAUUUUUACAUUUUUAGUUUUAAAACAAUUACUGUCAGACUGAGAUCUUGUAUGCCAAACUUUAAUCUGCUUUUAUGUUUUCAGGCUGAAGGUGUGAAAAAUCCUAAGAGGAUUUUAUUUUGAAUAUGUGCAUACAAUCUUAACUAUUGUGGAGGAAAACAUACUACUAUAAUUUAUUAUUAUAUCUUCCAGAUAAUGUUAUUCAUUUAGAACAAAUAAGGUAUAUUUUUAGAAUCAACUUUGUAAGUACUAUAAAAUCCUUAAUAAGUUAUAAGGUCUAUGACGUGUUUAAAAAUUGCUGUUAAAAGCAACAUGUAUUAAAUAUGUAAUUAUCAUCUGGG